AUGGCAUCCUGGGGUACCGACGGUUGGGGUGGUGGUCGGUCCACUACUACCCAUAGCGGUGCUGACGAAUGGAAUUCUGGCGCCCAACAGACUACUGGCGCAAGCGAGUGGAAUUCUGGUGGCGAGCAAGCUACUGGCCCCGACCAGUGGAACUCUGGAGAGGGUAAAAACAAUACAAACACCGACUUUGGCGGAGGAGAGUUUGGUGGAGGCGAAGCCGAUGCUGGUGGAGGAGGCGCCCAGGAGCCCGGUGCCUUCGACGGAACUUGCAACCUCUGCGGCAAGGAUGGACAUCGGAAGCGUGACUGUCCUGAUAAGCCUCCGCAGCUUUGCGCCAACUGUCAGGAAGAGGGACACUCUGUCACUGAAUGCGAGAACCCGCGGAAGAUCGACCGAUCCGAUGUCCAAGACCUCGAGCCAGCCGCUGCCUUGGCCAAGAUCAAAGAGGCUGCUGCAGAUGAUGACAUGUUCGACGCCAAAGAAGCCAUCAGAGCUUACGUCAAGGCCCUUCCGGACACCGACUUUGUUGCCCUUGAGAAUGCCCUUCGAAAGCAUGAUGUCGGUGUCUUUCUGAUCGCAAUGGAGCUUGAGAUGGAAGAGACCAUGACCAACAUGGACCUCCAGGGCAAUUUGGGGAAGAAGUACUCCGUGACCUACCGCUUUAGCGGCCGUUGCCCUCGUCCACGCGACCGUGAGGCUUGGCCAAAAGAUGCUGCCGAGAACCUCGAACGUCUCAAGGAGGCCGGUGACAUGGUCAAGACCCUGGUCCCUCGUUGCAGGAACUGUGACGCUCUUGGCCACGAUAGAAGACAGUGUACCGAGGAUCCCAUUGAGAAGCAGCAGCAAGCCAUUACUUGCUUCAACUGCGGCGAAACCGGCCACAGGGUCAGAGACUGCACUACUCCCCGCGUUGACAAGUUUGCUUGCAAGAACUGUAACAAGUCAGGACAUACCGCCAAGGAGUGCCCUGAGCCUCGACCGGUUCCCGAGGACCUCGAGUGUACCAAGUGCGGUGAGAUCGGAAAGCAUUGGCGCAAGGAAUGCCCCCAAGGCGCCCAGAGCAGGGCCUGCCAUAACUGUGGUGCUGAGGAUCAUAUGUCGCGCGACUGCACUGAGCCUCGUCGGAUGAAGUGUCGCAACUGUGAUGAGUUUGACCACGUGGCCAAGGACUGCCCCAAGCCUCGUGACAUGAGCCGCGUCAAGUGCAUGAACUGCUCAGAGAUGGGACAUUUCAAAUCCAAGUGUCCCAAGCCGGUGGUUGAGGAAGAAGCUGGUAACACUGGCAAUGGUGGCUUCGACGACAACGGCGGCAUGGACAACAGCGCCGGCUUUGACAAUGGAGGAGAUGGUGGCACUUGGAACGCUCCCACGGCGGCUGACGAUGGCUGGCAGACUAGCGGUGGUGGUGCCGGCGGCAGUGCCUGGUAA
Messenger RNA from Pyricularia grisea, 1428 nucleotides. RefSeq lists its product as uncharacterized. The record is from RefSeq and is a predicted model, not a curated record. The transcript has 4 exons. NCBI's taxonomy places the organism in Eukaryota, Fungi, Ascomycota, Sordariomycetes, Magnaporthales, Pyriculariaceae. Bases 1 to 1428 code for a protein of 475 amino acids. Gene Ontology annotation, biological process: positive regulation of cytoplasmic translation. Gene Ontology annotation, molecular function: single-stranded RNA binding; translation regulator activity; zinc ion binding. Gene Ontology annotation, cellular component: cytoplasm.